Messenger RNA from Scophthalmus maximus (turbot), 6106 nucleotides. Its product is annotated as protein MTSS 1-like. The transcript has 17 exons. The record is from RefSeq and is a predicted model, not a curated record. Bases 471 to 3131 code for a protein of 886 amino acids. Gene Ontology annotation, biological process: positive regulation of actin filament bundle assembly; adherens junction maintenance; plasma membrane organization. Gene Ontology annotation, cellular component: cytoplasmic side of plasma membrane; actin cytoskeleton. Lineage: Eukaryota; Metazoa; Chordata; Actinopteri; Pleuronectiformes; Scophthalmidae. Gene Ontology annotation, molecular function: phospholipid binding; actin binding.
CUUGUUUCUCGUGUCGUGUCGCCCUCGGUGCGGGCUGAAGGAGAAGAAGAAGAGUGUCGGUGUUUACCUGUCAACACACGGGACAACGUUACCGGCCGAACGUUUGUGGAAUACUUCUAGUUUCGACCGGUGAACUGUGGAAAGGUUUACACCUUCACGGUCCCGCCAUGGGUUCGACCGGAGCGGAGCGGCGCGGAGCGGAGAGGGGAGUUUAAAUCUCCCCCUCGUCCCGUCUGGUGACCGGGAGAAGAACCGAGCCGCGUCCCGUUCACGCUGGACUGAGAUUUCAAAAAAAGUUGUUCACCUUUGUCGGAGCGGCAGAAGCGAGUCCGCGGCGGGUUGUCGCCGAGUUCACUCUCUCGUUUGUUUUCGGAGUGUUUCUGUUCCGUUUCCCUGGGAGAGCGGGCGAGAGGCGGCGGACGGAGAGCGGCUCGCCGGGUCGCGACUGACCGCUGGAGCUGCUCCCGAAAAUGGAGGCGGUGAUCGAGAAGGAGUGCAGCGCGCUGGGGGGCCUGUUCCAGACUGUGAUCGGAGACAUGAAGAGCAGCUGCCCUAUUUGGGAGGACUUUAUCACCAAGGCCGGCAAACUGCAGUCGCAGCUCAGAGUGACAGCGGUUGCCGUGGCUUCCUUCCUGGAUGCCUUCCAGAAAGUGGCCGACCUCGCCACCAACUCUCGAGGUGGAACCAGAGACAUUGGAUCAGCCUUGACGAGGAUGUGUAUGAGACAUCGCAGCAUAGAGGCUAAACUCAAACAGUUCUCCAUAGGCUUCCUGGAGUACCUGAUCAACCCUCUGCAAGAACAGAUGGAGGAGUGGAAAAGAGGAGUAAAUACUCUGGACAAGGACCACGCUAAAGAGUAUAAAAGGGCUCGGCAGGAAAUCAAGAAGAAGUCCUCGGACACGCUGAAACUUCAGAAGAAAGCAAAGAAAGCUGAUAAUCUGGGUCGAGGUGAUAUCCAGCCCCAGUUGGACAGCGCCAUGCAGGAUGUCAGUGAUAAAUACAUUCUGCUGGAGGAGACGGAGAAACAGGCCCUGAGGAAGGCUCUUAUAGAGGAGAGACAGAGAUUCUGCUGUUUCGUGGCAAUGCUGCGGCCUGUAGUGGACGAGGAGAUUUGUAUGUUGGGAGAGGUCACCCAUCUCCAGGCCAUCUCUGAUGACCUCAAAGCCCUGACCUCUGACCCCCACAAGCUUCCCCCUGCUAGUGAACAGGUGAUCAUGGACCUGAAGGGCUCAGACUUUAGCUGGUCAUAUCAAACGCCUCCCUCAUCCCCCAGCACCACUAUGUCCAGGAAGUCAAGCAUGUGCAGUAGUCUGAACAGCGUUAACAGUAGUGACUCCAGGGGAUCCAGUGGCUCCCACUCUCAUUCUCCUUCCUCCUCUUCUUCCUCCUCUUCCUCACACCACCUCUUCCACCACCAUCAACCCCGCCACCGGUACCGUAGCUCCACGCUACCGCAGCAGGCCCCAGCUCGGCUCUCUAGCAUCUCCUCCCACGACUCUGGUUUCAUUUCUUCAUCACAAGACCAAUACAUGUCGCCCAAAUCAUCCUCGCCUAUGCAACCUGAAACAAAGCCUUGUCCAAGCUCCAGCUCCUCUGAGGUGUCAGAGACUGGGCAGCUUCCCAGUGACUGCAGCUCCCCCUCUCCUCUAGCUGCAGCUACUGCACCUCAGCACACUGACAAGUUGUCCAAUGGUUUUGACCACUACAGUCCGGCCAGUUCCCCCUACCUGCAUAGCAACGGGGGGAGUUUGGGCUCAGAGUCAGCCACUGCCUUCCCGUUCUUCCCUCCUUCCUCCUCAUCCUCCACCUCCUCCUCCUGCCCCACCCGUUCAUGGUCACGCCCCGCCUCCGCCUUGCUGCCAGACUACCCUCACAACUGCACGGUGGGCUCGCCCAUGGUGCCUUCAUCCCGAGUCCCAAGCUGGAAGGACUGGGCAAAGCCAGGGCCUUAUGACCAGCCCAUGGUCAACACACUAAGGAGGAAGAAAGACAAGGAGACCCCAGCUGUAAUAGACAGUAACGGUAAUAUGAACAGUGACGGCAGCCAGUCCUCGGGCCCCGCCUCGACCUCAGCUCGGGCUCCGCUACAAACACCAGGCUCAUCAGCCUCAGUGGAAGAGAGGAGCAGGACUGUGGCUGCACCUCUCAAGUUGCAGGCCGCUGAUAUUGAGACUCACGAGGAACUGGCUCUGGCCUUGUCCAGAGGUCUGGAGCUGGACACCCAGAGGUCCAGUAGAGACUCAAUCCAGUGCUCCAGUGGCUACAGCACGCAGACCAACACACCCUGUUGCUCCGAAGACACUAUACCGUCACAAGUGUCAGAUUAUGACUAUUUCUCGAUGGCUGGAGAUCAGGAGCCGGAGCAGCAGCAGUCUGACUUUGACAAGUCCUCCACCAUCCCCAGAAACAGUGACAUCAGUCAGUCCUACCGACGCAUGUUCCAGACAAAACGCCCAGCCUCCACAGCAGGGCUGCCCAGCCCACAUGCUCCUUACCCUGGACAGGGGGCCUACCCUGCGGGGCCUUAUCCCCCCACACCUAUCUACACAGGAGCUUAUCCAUCUGCCCCUGCUGGGCCUUAUCCACCCACCCCUACAGGCUCAUCAGGUCAGGGAUUUUAUUCCGGAUCCAGCUCCCAUAAUGCCUCUGGCUCCUAUUCUACAGGCCACGGUCCAGUUAUCAUCACCCCGGGGGUCGCCACCAUCCGCCGCACCCCCUCCUCAAAACCCUCCGCUCGCCGUUCAGGCUCCGUCAUGGGGACCGGCCCCAUCCCUAUUCGUACACCCGUCAUCCCGGUAAAAAUCCCAACGGUGCCAGAUAUGUCCGGAGCAGUUAAUGGGAGCAGGAAUGCAGACGAGAUGGGAGGAGGAGAAAGCCCAGAUUCUCCAACAUUUGCAGGAGGGGUGUGUGCUGACACAUUGCCUGUGAUGUCCUGGAGUGGUCAGGCUACAACCAACCCGCCCACCGCCGCCCUGAUCAAUCAACUGACCCAGCAGCACCUCCACAGUGAGAUCGGCUCAGAGGGAGGAGAAGGGGAAGGGGGAGAAGGAAAUAUGCUGGUGGCCAUUCGCAAGGGUGUCAAGCUCAAGAGAACCCUCACCAACGAUCGCUCCGCACCUCGCAUCGCAUGAUGACAUCGUCACGAUAUUCAGACGAGGGUCACAAGAAACGUGUGGUCCGUGUCACAGAAAUGAGGCUCCCCCGUUCAUUAUCAUUUGUAAAUUAGGUUAAAGGCUUUACAAAGAAAGUGUUGCUGAUAGAAAUGCAACGUAUAGAAUCUAAAGGCUUCUUAUGCUAGUUUGAGAAAUCAAAAGCACCUAUUCUACAAUCCUCAUUCUGUAAAUUUUCAUCUUUGAGGAUCUCUCGCUACAGGCGCCGUCUUCAAUGAAAGGAAAAUAUAUAGAUAUACAAGUUUUCUAAUUUGACAUUAGGAUACCUGUAAAGCCAGGUUUGUUAAAAUAUAGGAUUGGACCAGAAGUUGAUCGUAGUUCCACUUAUUGAGAACAAGGAGAAAAAAAUCAUUUCUUACAUGCAUCACAGUAGAAAUAUAUGUAUUCGCAAAUCCGAGCCGCCUAGCUGUGAAAUGAAAGUGUAAAACAUGAGAAUGUUCAAGAAGCACCGAGCAGCAUCACUUCAUAGUAUGUUCACGUCAACAAGAGAACAGUGAAGACGUACUUGACACACUCGCCUCCAGUAUUGUCCCUGAAGCAGAGGGUUGGACAAGGACAAUGAGUUUGCCUCUUCUCCGUGUUAAAAAAACACUGUGUAUUAUACAGCUUCUUAAACGCUUCUUGUUGCAGGAGUGCGUCGCGUACCACGGAGGGACGAAUACGCAUAAUGUCUCGGCAGAAGGAGAACAACACCCACCGCAAGUACAACACAGCGUCAAGGGAGCAAUAUUCAGCUGCACUAAACAGUAACGACUCAAUUUGCCGACUCCUGAAUUGCAUCGGCUGCGUCCUCGGAGAGACACCCCCGGCGGCUUCAGGAAGGGCAGAGGACUAUGUUGCACCCAAGCAGUGGACUGCAGUGUGACUAAGGCAUCACACCCAUGAGUUACUUUCUAUUUCGUUGUAGUUUAUUAUAGGAUUUACAUGAUUUGUACAUAGUUCUGCACGUGGCUGUUGACGACGAGUGCGUCGGUGCUUCUUCCCCCCCCGUGUCUUUUGCCACGUUUUUCCUCCUGCUCCUCCACUGUGCCAAAAUGAUUCAGUUUCACAUCUUUAGACAUGUUGUGUUUAUUGAUGUUUAUAUAAUGAUCAUCAUGACCCAAAUUCCCAUGGGAUAUGAAUUGGUUGUUCUUUUUCAAAAUCAGCUCAAUCCGCUGUAAGCUUUAAUCUGCCGUGUAUCUACAUGCUGAGCUUUGUAGAAAUUCUCAGUGGUUUCUGGUUCAUGUUAGUCCUUAAAUAUUAGCCCCUUCCUCUUAUUUUUGAAGCAUUUAUUAGCCAUACAACAACCGGCACAGUUUUCCGAUUGCUCAUCACGUUACUAGAAAAUGUCAAAAGUACAGACGUGCCAUGUCAAAAGUCAACGCUAAUUCAAAUGUAUAAAUAUAUAUAUAAAGUAUUAAACAUUUUAUAGAAGUUGAUGAGGCAAAAAUAUUUUUGAUGUUUUUAAAGUUGAGUUAAAAGUUGUAAGUGAUGAUGCCAUUCUUUCUAUUGUUCUGUCUGGUUGCGGUCAUUUGAGACGCAUGUAGCAUGCAUCCUUUUGAUUCAUUAUGUUUUCAUGUUUCAUCUACAAUAUUUUUUGUGUUUGUUUUGUAACGGCAUCAACGGUGACAAGUUCCGUCUUGAUAGAUGUUUUUAGAUAGUAGUGUCAUUAUACUAAAGGUACUUUUUUUUCAUCUGGACAACAGGAGCUUUUUCUUCAGACAUCGUUGUAAGACUAAAGGCUAAGAGCAAUUAAUGUCACUGACUUAUAGUCUGUGUUUUGUUUUUUAUUUUCAGUUCAAGCACUGUGAGACCAUGUCUACUACCACAUGUUGAAGGUGUAAAUAUUAUUUAGCUGUACAAGUUAGUCCGGGAACUCACACUUUUUUUUUGUAAUUUAUUUUCUUUCUCAGUCUUUAAAUCCUUUUUUUUUUUCUUCCUCAACCUAUCUUUAUUUUUAUACUUGUAUAAAAUAUCAGAGUAAUAGAGUUCUUCCGUCUUCCCACGCAUGUGCAAUCUGUUGAUGUAAUGUACAUCAGAUUUUAGCAUCAGUGUCCAGCUAUUAUUCAUUCAAGUCCCUAAUUUCACACCCACUUUUGCAUAAACUUCAUUUUAAUAAUCACAUUAAUGAUACAGAAAGGCUUUGUUGUGAAUGAAAAGUUAAGGUUCUGCACUGGCGAGAUUUAAAUCAGUAUCAGUAUUAUGAGGGCAGAUUUCGCGGGCCGAUGCAUUCACUUAAGUUUCAGCUCCAAAAAGUGUUUCGUUUGAAUAUUUUUCAGGUGAAAAAUUCAACAGUUCAUCUGGCCGACCUCUUUUAAAAAAAAAAAAAAAAAUAGAUUUGAACAAGUGGUGUGUUUUGCCCACAAUGUCUGAGCUUUCUGGCCUCGUAUGUCUGGAGUUUCCCAGAGACGUCUAAGCAUGAACAUCCAGGGAUGACAAGAACAAGCAGAUCAUCUCUGUGCCUAAACUGAACUUACGACAAACCAUCAAACCGUAUAUGUCUCGUUAAACUUCCGAGAGCGAAGGGAACGUCACUGCUCAGAUGUUUUUGGAAGCCCAGCAUUCUGUUCUACAUAUUGUCCAUUAUGUAAAUAGUGUUGUUUUAUUUUAUUUUUUGGGGCCGUCUGUCUAAGACUUUUAGUGUCCACCUGUAAUUUUCAUAUUUAAAUUGCUAGCAUAUAAAUAUAUAUUAUAUCAGAGUUGCCAAAUGUCACUAUAUCCUAUGAAUAAGAGGUUUUAUCAUUUGAAAGUAAAGUUAAAACUGGUUUCUAGUUUAGUUUCUAUCUUAUUUCCCCUCCCUGACCCCUGACCCCACCCUCACCCCGAGGAGAGUAGACCUCUCCGUCUCGCCCCCUGUACAGUUCAACAAGCUAUGAUGCAGUUUGUUUCCAGAAGUAAAAGUUUUUUUUUCUUGUGUAUUGACAGUUUUAGCUAUAUAAUAAACAAUAUAAAUUUUG